AUUGAGCUCUAGCGCUUCGCGAUUGUCUAGGAAGUUCCGCCAAUCGAUGGCAACUACCGCUUAGCUCUUUCCACGCAUUUACGGUUUGUUGAAAAUUGGUGACACUUGGCGGAAUCAUUGGACAGAGCCGGAACUCAGAGAGAGAGAGAGUGUUUACCCACUUCCGGCGGGAAGGUGUUUAGGGACGGACCGGCAAGUGUGCACGCAAAGGAGCGCGCGGCUCACAUCGUUGAGAUAACUGUUGGACACCACAUUUUCAAAUAUGAACAUUUUUAAUAUGCACCUGUUGAAUGUUAUCAGAAGAUCUGUCUUCCAAUUAGCUGCACAAGAUGGGGCAAAAAUUAACUUAUUUUUAAUAAUGCCCAGCAAGGCCAUUAGUUGUAGAACACUGGUUUUGUCUACUUGGUGGAACAAAAAUACCCUGCCAAGUGCCACUGAAAAAUUAGAUUUGGAUGGAUGGAAACAGGUCAUGCGAACUGCCUUGCAAGAGGAAAGUACAUCAGAGAGUGAAGAAGUCAGUGAAAAAACAUCGGAGAGCGGAGAAGACUCUCAUGAAGCAGCUACUAGGGAACUUGUUGAGAUGUGGAGACUUUCAGGUAAAGCUGUUCCAGAAAAUAUCAGUGAAGAAGAGUUAAAGAUCCUAAUGGAACGUCCCACUAAGACUUCCAAAAGGAAGUACUUAAAAUUCUUGGCUAUAAAAGAAAAUCUGAAGAAAGCCAAGAAAGAAAAGCAGAAUAAACAAAAAGAAGCAAGGAAAGAAUUAAUCCAAAAAGCUAUGGAAAAUUCUGAUGGUGAACUAAAAAAUACAUUUCUCAUGAAAUUUUGGACCAAGUCAGAGGAUGCUGUGUACAACUGGAGAGCUGCUCAGUCUAUGAUCUUUGGGCAACCUCUGGUGUUUGACAUGGACUAUGAAAAUUGUAUGUCACAUAGAGAAAUAAAGAAUGCAGUGAAACAGCUCGUGGAAUCUGAAGGGGCCAAUCGUAGAGCUAUAGACCCAUUUCACUUGCAUUAUUGUAAUUUCAAAGCAGAUGGUCCAUAUCACAAAGAAUUGAUCACAUUUUAUGGAGAAGCAUGGGACAAGUUGUUUGUGACUGCGACACAGAAGAGUCAUGUUGAAAUCUUUCCAAGAGAUCAGCUUGUCUACUUAACUGCUGACUCUCCCAAUGUGUUGAAAGUAUUUGAGCAUGAUAAAAUCUAUAUAAUUGGAACGCUAGUUGAUAAGUCUAUACAGACAGGAGUCUCCCUUGCUCGUGCAAAACGGCUUAAAUUGGUAACUGCACGACUUCCUUUGGAUUCAUAUUUGCAGUGGGAGGAAGGUGCCAAAAACCUCACUCUUAAUCAAAUGAUGAAUAUCUUAUUAACUCUGAAAGAUACUGGGAGCUGGAAAGAAUCUCUGCAAUUUGUUCCACAAAGAAAACAUGCAGGAUUUGUGGACACCACAAAGCAACAAAGUGACAUAUGGAAGAACAAGAUAUAUGGGAGAACAGUUACCCAAGAAAAGUCACACAAGCCAUUUGCAAGGAAUUCCUCUAGAUUGGAAACACAGAAAAAAUGGUGGGAAGACGCAGUCUAAUAGCAUAUUAGUCACCCAGUUAUGAUUGAUGUAAGUUUUCAUAUAAAUCAAAAUUUAGCGUAAAUGGGUUUUUCAUUACUUAAGCAUUUCUCUGGCACACUGAAGUCACAUUGAUAAGUAGUUUAAAUACAUGUUUAAUUUUUCUACAGAAAUCAGUAGAACAAAUUCAGCUGCAUUGAGUUAGUGUUAGUGUUUAGUGAUGGAAGAAUGUCCAGGCACUUAAGAACUCAACGAUAACAAAACGUGACUGUGCAAGUUGAGACUUCUACUAAUGUGGCAUCAUGUUUCUAGUAAGGAAUUCAAAGCUUUCUUGUUCUGGCUGCCAAAUAAACAUUUCCCUCAAUGCUAUAACAUGAGGCCAGAAAAGAGUUGCAGCUUUCAGGCUUGAAAAGAUCCAUAGAUGUUAAUGCCUGAGAUCUGCUAUUAGCCCCAACUUGGCAAUGUGGAAUGUGUGGUUUUCUACAGCCUCCCUUUUAGUAGCUCAUAGAUGGGAAGCAUCUGAUAGUUCAGCAGGUCUACUCAACAAAUUGUGGUUGCUUUAAACAUUUGUCAGACAACAAGGACCCUAAACUUUGGGUAACUUGCACAUGUCAACUUUAUUCAAGAAUUACUUAAAUAUUGCAAGAGGUAUUACUGAAAAAUAAAUUAUGAUUUCUUUGA
This is a messenger RNA of Elgaria multicarinata webbii, 2233 nucleotides long. RefSeq names its product tRNA methyltransferase 10C, mitochondrial RNase P subunit (gene TRMT10C). Lineage: Eukaryota; Metazoa; Chordata; Lepidosauria; Squamata; Anguidae. Gene Ontology annotation, molecular function: tRNA binding. The coding region runs from base 263 to 1573 and encodes 436 amino acids. The transcript is spliced from 2 exons. Gene Ontology annotation, biological process: mitochondrial tRNA 5'-end processing; positive regulation of mitochondrial translation. The record is from RefSeq and is a predicted model, not a curated record. Gene Ontology annotation, cellular component: nucleus; nucleoplasm; mitochondrion.